UCCCACCCUAAAUGCACACUCACCUUACUACACUCUUUACACUCCGCCUUAAUAGUCCUUGUUUCCUAGCGCCUUUAACCGCUCGUGACUUGUAUAGGCACUAACUCGCAACGGUGUUACUCGAUACAUGCGCAAGACGCCUAACGCGUCCUAUGUUAGUGCUAAGGUCCAAGAAGCAGUCUCGGGUGCUUUGUAGAUGUCUUCCUUCAAGUGUGGUAAGCAUACGGCGUUGAUAACAAAGAUUUCGAGCUAAGGGAGGGCUGCCAGACCCUCGACUCAAACGACUUACAGUUUGCUUACCCACUGGCUCCAAAAAGUCGAGCUUUGAAAGGUUUCUCCAGGACAGUAACUCCCGUUCAUAGCUCUCUAAACGGACUAUUUGCACCAAAAAUCGUUGACUGAUCUCUUUUUAGAUCCGGUGAGGGGAGUUUGUAGCUUUUGUAGGCGCGCCAGGGUGCAUGAUUGCUUUGCUGGAACGUUUCCACGACCCAACAAGCGGUAAUAUCGUCAUCGAUUCACAACCUCUACAGAUGAUGAAUCCAUUAGGAUACCGCACAAAGGUUUCGCUCGUUCAGCAGGAGCCAUCCUUGUUCUCCGGAUCAGUGCGCGACAACAUUAUGCAAGGCACUGACGAUCUCGAAGUAUCGGAUUCGGAGAUUGAACAGACCUGUCGAGCGGCAAAUGCUUGGGAUCUCAACUCCUCGCUACCCGAAGGAUUGAAUACGCAUUGUGGUGCUGGCGGUAGUCAGUUUUCGGGUGGUCAGCGGUCACGUAUUGCGAUCGCCAAGGCUCUUAUCCGCCAGCCAUAUGUGGUUCUACUGUACAUACAGCUGGAUGAGGCUACCAGUGCGUUGGAUACUGAGUCCGAGCGCAUAGUGCAAGCAACAUUGAUGGAAGCAGCCAGCGGCAAAUGUAUCACUUUCGCGGUUGCGCACCGUCUGUCUACUGUACGCCAGGCCGACCGUAUCUUUGUAUUCUUCGGCGGUCGGAUUGUCGAAGCCAGUACACAGGAAGAAAUUAUUCAGCUGAACGGCACGUACACGAAAAUGCUCAGACUCUCGACGGUGAUACUGUAAUUCAGGAGUCCUUCCUCAAGCCAUAGUCCGCCGUGCGCCAGUACCGCAAUCGCAGCUUGCCUCCCUGGUUCACUACUAAACAGACCGUAGAUCUUCUUGUAACCCUUCAACUCUGUGACCUUGCCCUGUUUCAGCUUCUCGAACGACUCGUAAGCUACGUCGAACUUAACUCCUUUGAUCCUCGCUGCAAGAGC
This is a messenger RNA of Boeremia exigua, 1270 nucleotides long. Its product is annotated as lipid A export ATP-binding/permease protein msbA. Gene Ontology annotation, molecular function: ATPase-coupled transmembrane transporter activity; ATP hydrolysis activity; ATP binding. Gene Ontology annotation, biological process: transmembrane transport. The record is from RefSeq and is a predicted model, not a curated record. The coding region runs from base 459 to 1076 and encodes 205 amino acids. The transcript has a single exon. Lineage: Eukaryota; Fungi; Ascomycota; Dothideomycetes; Pleosporales; Didymellaceae.